This is a messenger RNA of Fopius arisanus, 6242 nucleotides long. It is a transcript of the gene sick, whose product is annotated as protein sickie. The coding region runs from base 485 to 4762 and encodes 1425 amino acids. The transcript is spliced from 6 exons. NCBI's taxonomy places the organism in Eukaryota, Metazoa, Arthropoda, Insecta, Hymenoptera, Braconidae. The record is from RefSeq and is a predicted model, not a curated record. Gene Ontology annotation, molecular function: ATP hydrolysis activity. Gene Ontology annotation, biological process: neurogenesis; nervous system development.
CGCAGCGCAGCGCAUAUUUCCGUCAAUAAUCCAAUAGUCAGUCCCCCAAAAACCCCGCACGUCAUCCCCGAUCUGUGAAAAAUCAGUGACAAAACUAGUGGAAAUGUUGAUAUCCAAUGCCCCAGCGAUAAAUAACAGUGAAACCAAGUGCAUCUGGUAAUUAUUGUUACUAGCACUCGUCGUGAUGACGAUUAUCAUGACUAUCAUCACAACGAGGAAGUUGUUUUUAAACCCGUGCUUAAUAAGUUAUCCCUCACAACUACUCACAACUGCCGAUCAUAAAACAACGAAAUCGAUAAAUAUUGUACAGGAAUGAAAAAAACUUAAGGAAAUUGCUGGUUUACCUCGGGGGAUAAAUAAUCGAUUCUUACAGCAUCGGAUUAACACUCUGGUUGUCAACAGUGCUCCCCCAAGCCCCCCAAUUCCCCUCCAGAAUGAGCGCAGUGUGUGUUCUAACGUGAAGCCAAACUAAAAGCUCGUGAAGAUGGAGGUGAAUGUGUGUUCACGACGUGUGCACGACGGUUACGCGACGAUUCGUUCACGACCUAGGAAUCGUCCUAGGGCAGUAUACCGAUCGGACUCGGAGGAGUUCCUUAAAAUUCCUGAGGAUGCAUGCCCCCUGAGAACGAUAUCUGCGAUCCCGAUGGACCAGAUCCACCAGGUGCCACGCUGGUCUCCGACCACCAAGAACACACUCCUCGAGAACUACGGCACACUGAAGCGCCCGAAGAAGCCCAACGAGGCAGUGGUCAUACCUGAGAGGAAGACGUUGAAUACCUUCACUAGUCAGAGACCCCGAGAACUCAAUUCUCCGGAGAGUCUUUAUGACACAGUGGCACCGGAUUGCACCCCAGAUAGUCCGCAAAGCUCCCCAUCGGCUGCACCGCUCUCAAUCCUCAACCUAAACUGGUGUCAAUCUCCUCCAGAGGGUCAUCCCCCCAGGAUCAUCCCGGAGCGUUCGAAAGGACCUAUCUACGCCACACCUACAAUCCCCAUGAAGAACCCUACAAAAACUCCGCCCAAGGACGGUAACUACGUCCCCAGCGGCGAUCUUUACCGCACCACUGCGCGAUACAUCGAGGACAUCAACAAGAACCUUGCGGAGAUCGACAGGAGCUACGACGAGCUCAGUUACAACCCCCACACCUCCGGCUAUGGAGUAAUAACGAAAAUUCCAAAGACACCUACCUCGGAGGACUCAAAAAUUUACAGCUACCGAAAGCGAGACAUGGCACCGAUGCCACCAAUCUCUCCGGAUUUACUCGUUAAAACCGAUGAUGAGAAGAGCCCAACUCUGGACGCUCCUCGUGUUCCCCGUCGGUUCAACUCCUACGGUAAGCUUCCUCCAAAACCCUUGCCCCGUUCCUCCUCUAUGGAGAACAACUGUCGCCACUCGACCGGCUCCACGGGUACCACAUCAACCAAAUCCAGUGAAUCACUGUACGCGAUAAGCGAAAGUUUUACGGAAUUACCGAGAAGCAAAGUUGAGAGAGUGCUGACGGAUAACGGCGGGUGUACGUCGAGGAGAAGUAACUCGUCGACCUUGCGGUGGAGAGAUGAGAGCGAUUCAGGGGGAUUGGCCGGGUGCAAUGACCCCGGCACCGAGUCGGACGACGAGUCGAGACACGGAAGGCGACCCCGGGUCACCGGUAUACUCCGAAGAAGCCGAUCGAGAGUCGAAGAAGGGAGAAAGAGUGCGGCUUUGUCUGGGAUUAAUGAAGGUACUCGAAGGUGUGACACUCUACCCUGCAGGAGGCCCAAGGUCGCUGCUCAUCCUCUCCACAAGUCGAGUGAGGACGUUCUCGAUGGUGAGAGGAUGGUGGGUCUUCGACGAGCUUGUGCGAGCACGAUGGACAUCAGGAAUGGGGAUUUGAGGCAAAAUUAUCUGAUGGACGCCACCGAGAUGAUCAUGCAAGGUCAAAUGGAGAGGCGCCAAUUGACCGCAAGCUUUUCAUUGGAAUCGCGGGAAAAGAGAGAAAAAAGGGAAGAGAAUGAGGGUAGGGUAGAUAGAGAGAGUGAGAUGACGAUUGAGGGGUUUGCUACGUUGCCGAGACGUGGUAGUGGCAAGGAGCGGUCGAGUGAUCCGUCAAGUAGACGGUUCUCUGGGAACGUUAGCGGUCGCGCACUCGAACCACUGUACGAGCACGCGGUCAGCGAUCCCGUCAGGCCUAGGGACAGUACUAGUGUUAUUCCCUGGUGGGAGCUUGCUACCAAGAAGUAUCGACAUCGAAGUUGUCCCGCAUUGCAGGCCCACGUAGUGGCGGCGUUUGAGCAGUCGCUGUCGAACAUGACCCAGAGGCUACAGCAGCUCACGGCGACCGCUGAGAAAAAGGACUCUGAACUUCAGGAGCUGCGUGAAACGAUCGAGCGUUUGCGUCAGCAGGGUGCAGAGGCAGUGUUGACAAACAACGCAGCAACAUCAAACGGUCGUAGACACACCCUGGGUGAUUCAGAUUCAGGGACAACAGGCUGCGCCGGUUACACGAGCAAUCAAGGCUCCUCAAUGGCGCGUCAAUUGUCAGCCGACAGCGUAACAUCAUUGAACUCAAUAAGCAGUCAAUGUUCAGUGAGUAGUCACCACAAGAAGAAGGGCUGGCUGAGGAGUUCCUUCUCCAAGGCUUUCUCAAGGCCCAGGAAGAAUCGUCAUGGCUCAGUGUCAGACGCCGAGGACAACAAGGACAAUGGUUCAAUGAUCACUGGUGAACUCAGUGCGCCCAACAGUCCACGACUGCCCACCGCCCUAAAACACGACAAUUCUCAGCAAAAUAAUGGGGAAUCCAGUGAACAGAAAUCACCAGAGCAUGAUAAUUCGUUGAGUGGCAGUAAAAGUAGUUCAGCACUUUAUAAAACAGACACAACUGUCGAUGAACUGAAGAAUCAAUUGAGGGAGAAAGAUCUCGUCCUCACCGAUAUCAGACUCGAGGCACUGUCCUCCGCUCAUCAAUUGCACUCCCUCAAGGAACACUUCAAUAAGAUGCGGAAUGAGAUGAUAAACCUGAAGCAGGAUAACGAGCGUCUGCAGCGUCUGGUGACGUCGAAAUCGCUGACGUCGUCACAAUCAUCAUUGCGGAGCGACCCAGAGCGUCGAUUUAGCAUGACGGAGGUGCCGUCAACAGGAGGUCUCGCAAACGGUGGUGAUCACACGUCAACAGUUGACCAGCUCGAUGACAUAGGUGUGCCGGAGCAUCCGCUGGUUACCACCAACGCUCCAACAGAGCCAGUGAUCGAGGACACAGAUGGGAAGAGAAUAAAUGUUGCAGUGUACCUGGGCAGUGAGAAUAGUUUCAACCUGAACCUGACCUCGGGCCAGGAGGGGAUUAUUGGUGAGCCAGCGCACUGCAUAAUAGCCAAUGUAUGCAUCUCUAACAAGACCUCGUGGGACAGCCUCGACUCGACAGUUCGUCGUUGCCUCAAGGAUUACGUCUCUAGGGUGGAUCCGAUCAAUAAUUUGGGGUUAGGAGUGGAUUGCAUAUCGGCUUAUCACCUGGGAGAGGCCUCGAGGUGCACCGCAGAGCCUCAGUACCCGGAAUUGCUGCCCUGUGGAUAUCUCGUAGGCCACGUCAAAACCAUUUAUCUGGUCCUCUCUGGCUAUUCGUGGCUGGCCAUCGACACGUUGAUCCCCAAGUCCAUCGUUCAGAGGCUCAUCUCAUUGUUCAACGAUCAUCGCCGGGUUAUCCUCUGUGGACCCAGUGGCACUGGAAAAAGUUAUCUGGCUGGCAAACUAGCUCAUGCACUCGCUGGUUCAGACUCAGAGGCUGGAGACCCUGCGGCUGUUGCAACAUUCAAUCUUGAUCAUAAAUCCAGCAAAGAGCCCAGGGCUUUCCUCGGGCACAUUCUCCAGAGAUGUGCAUCCAAUGCAGGUGAUGAGCUACCGCGAGUGAUAAUCGUGGAGAACCUCCAACACGCGAGUUCCCUGACCGAACUCUUCGGUGGACUCAACGCUAAGAACAAAUCAUUCCCUGCCAUCAUUGGCACAAUGAGCCAGACCACCUGCAACAUCACCAAUCUUCAGUUAAUUCACAACUUCAGAUGGAUUAUGUGUGCCAAUCAUAUGGAGCCUGUCAAGGGUUUCCUCGGGAGGUUCUUGAGGAGGAAACUGUUGGAGCACGAGCUGAGGGAGUGUGGAGGAAUGCGAAAUGCAGAGAUGGCAGCUGUUGUGGAGUGGAUGCCGAGGGUGUGGUUGCAUCUCAACAAAUUCUUGGAGACACACAGCAGCUCCGAUGUAACCAUUGGACCUAAGUGGUUCCUAGGGUGCCCCAUGGAGGUGGCUAAUUCACAGGUGUGGUUUACUGAUUUGUGGAAUUACUCGGUUAUUCCCUACCUUGUGGACAAGGUGCGACAGGGACUCGAGCUUUAUGGAAGGAGAACAAGUGGCAAUGGCAACACGGAUGGAGCCUGGGAGGACCCCACACAGUUCAUCAUUAAUAGCUAUCCUUGGGUCGCUACCCAGGCUGUUCAUGGUGGGUUCAAGGCUCUCGUACCGUUAAAACCUGAGGACGUUGGCUAUGACGAUGAGGAUCCUUCUGGCCACACUGCUGGAGUUGGCAGCUCUAGUGUUAAGAGCCUUGGCAGUACACACAGUGACACUGAUGGUGAUCCUUUGUUGAACAUGCUGAUGAGACUGCAGGAGGCAGCCAACUACUCGAGUCCCCACAGUAACGACAGUGACUCAGCAACAUCCCUGGACUCCUCCAACACUCGCCACUCCGAGGAUCUCACCGCUUCGAGAUCAUCUAACACUGGGGUAGAAUCAGCUCUCUAAAUAGUAUAGAUUUGCAUUAACCAUCGGUAACUAUUCUAACGAGUCAGGCACAUUGAGAACAAGUGUUUCGUCUUUUUUUUUCGACGAUUCCAAAUCGAUUCUCAUGUGCAUGUGCGAACUGUUAAACGAGACAAAUAAUUUAUGAAACUGCCUAGUAAAUUCGUAACCCACUAGUUCCGUCGUUGUGAGGCUAGCUAUUUAGUCUUUUAGUUACAUGGCUGAGGAAUAAGUAAAUAAAUAAAUUAAGUAAUAGACAUUUUAAACUUACCACAACUUGAAACAAAAAAACAGCCAUUCCAAAAAAUUUUCAAUUCCAUCAGCGACAGCUUAUGGAAUAUCGAAAAUAUUAUUUGUCACGAAGAGUUCCAGCAAGUGCAGUUUUGCCUCAAUGAAUGUCUCAAGGUCUAAUGGUGUUUAAAUAAUUGAAAAAAGGCGAUAAUUCAGUGUUUCAACGUAGAGUGGAUGACUCGUCAUCGAAUAAACACAGCACCUAAAGAGAAUCCUAAUGAAAAGAACUUGAUUAUAUUUUUAAGAGACUUUAGACAACUCGAAUAGCAUACAAUGGGGAUCUAUUGAAGUCUAGUGCCUGAGUGGCGAGGAUAAAUUCUUUCUGAUGAAAUACAGUAUUAACAGGCUCGAAUGAAUUCCAUCGUUCUUGAAUCCAACCCCGGGCAUGGAAUUUUCCACGAUUUUUUUAUUAUCCAGGAGGAAAAAACGUGGAACGAAUGUGAAUCAUGACGGUUUGUCUAUGACUCAUUGUGCUCGGGAGUAAUAUAUUUAUACAGAAACAGAUCUGCAUGGAGAUAACAAAAGGCUAUAUUUAAUUGGGCGAAUGGAGAAUGUUGAUAAUAUAUAAUAAACGAAAAUAAUGGCGCUGAAUUUUAUAUAAAUGUACGGAAUCAUCAUUAUAUAUUCUGAUUGAAAUUUAUACUAGCCAGUAAGAUACGUGAGUAAUUCUGGUCAUAUGUAAUUUGUAAAUAGAACUUGUAACGCGAGUAAAGUGACGGGAUUGUGAAGAUGCACAUGAUUAAGGGAAGGAAUCGUUGCGGAUGCUAUAAAAAUAUCACUCAACAUGUGAAAUGUCAUUUCCAUUGAAGCAAACAAUUCGAUGGAUUUUAAACUGUAAAAAUGGGUAAUUUGUAUCGCGAAUUUGCUCCAAUUUUUCAUGUAACCACUGCUGGGAAAAAUUACAACUUCUAACGUUUUUUAUUGUACAUGUAUUGUGAUACCAAUUUUUUCAGAUAAAAUCUCUUUAGCCCACUUGGGAGAAUGGGGAUGGGAAAACAAUAAUGAAGGAUUACAGUCUAGAAAUUUUAGGUAUGACAGGAUCAAUGUGGAUGUGUGUGGUGACGAAUUAUACAGUCGCGUUUACAGAAUUUUUUACGUUUGUACCGCUAUUUGUACGCUGUACUGGCGCCUGCACCCUGACUUUCCCGAAAUAAUAAUCAUAAUUGUGUCAUAAAUAAAAUUAUAAAUCGUA